This is a messenger RNA of Didymodactylos carnosus, 1015 nucleotides long. The record is from the annotation of a GenBank genome assembly. NCBI's taxonomy places the organism in Eukaryota, Metazoa, Rotifera, Eurotatoria, Philodinida, Philodinidae.
AUGUUAGUUAUCGAUGGAUUCGAAUUUCAAUCGAAAAAUUCUGCCAAAACGAUAGAAAUUUGGCGUUGUGCUAAUAGAGAUUGUGGUGUUAUUUUGCAUACAAAUAUUCAUGAUGAAUUUUUACGUUAUUCUGGAAAAGGUACGGAACAUUGUCAUUUACCAAGUACAGUCCGAGUAGAAGUUCGCAAUGUUAAACAGUUAAUGCAAGAGCGUGCCAGAAAUGAUUUAGCACCAUUACAACAAAUCGUUGAACAAGAAGUGAGAAAAGCAUUGUUGACAGCAGAAGCUCUUGCAUUAUUGGCCAGUUUACCGGUGGUCUAUGCUCUACUUUCGGAUCGUUUUGCAAGUACAUAUGUGUAUUUAAUCAAUGUCUUGUUUACUGAAGCAGCUCCAUUAAAUAAAAAAUUUGAACCGUCGCUGAUAAUGAGCGACUUUGAACCUGCUCUUGCAAAAGCAAUUAUGCUUGAGGUGCAAUCACCUGGCUUAUCAUCGACAUAUCUGGACAAUGUUAUGAUAUGUAGUACUGUUCGACAAAUGAUGGCAUUAGCAUUAGUUCCGGAACAAUUCGUUCCAUCGUUGUUUCCUCAUAUUGGUGAGGAUUUAGAUGAUCCUGACCGCGAUGAACUAUCUGAUUUAUUCAAAUAUUUUGAUGGAUAUUGGAUGAGACAAAUACCAAUAUGGAAUGUUUCCAGUUUGUGCCAAAGGACAAACAAUACAUGUGAAGGUAUGUGAAUGUCUACAUGUUUGGGUGUGACGAAAAUGUAACUACAACAACUUUUCAGGUUACAAUAGUCGAUUGAAAAAACGUAUGGCUAAAAUCCAUCCAAACAUAUGGCAUUUCAUCGAUUCAAUAAAAAAAAGAGACAAAUACCGUUGUUAUGGCACAUAUUAAAGACGUGCCAUAAGAGACAAUUGUAUAAUAGUCAUAUAUAUAUUCGUUCUCUAUUCUUCUGCUAUGGGUAUUUUCUCUUUCUGUCAUAUAUGUAUCUGUAUUGUUCUCUUUCUUUCUAUCAGG